Linum trigynum is the source of this 2645-nucleotide messenger RNA. The record is from the annotation of a GenBank genome assembly. Lineage: Eukaryota; Viridiplantae; Streptophyta; Magnoliopsida; Malpighiales; Linaceae.
AAUUAAGCAAAGUAAACUUGUCGGGAGAAAUUCAAUGGGAGAAGCUCUGGGAGAAACACCGGGAUUCACUACCUAUCCUAUCCAGAUUAAUUCACCUAUUCCAAUCAAUUUAAUCCAUACCUCUACAGCCAGGAUAUCACGAAUGUGCUAGCUAUCCCUGUCGGGAAUUACUACGUACUAAACAAUUAAAUCAAAUCCUACUGUCGUAGCUCAAUGACCUAAUUAUUCAGCCUGAAGAUCGAUAUCCUAUUGAAGACCGCAUAGCACCUUAUUUAAUCCACUGUCGCUUCGAUAAGUUACUAUGUCACAUGAAAUAGGUUCAGUUAAUAGGGUUUCACUGUCGCUAAUAACCUAAUCAACUACGAAUCGUUGUAUUGGUGGCCAGUCAACACAAAGCAUUAAGUAGUUUCAUGCAAUAGAGAUUGGAAGAAAAGAAUCAUGAAUCAAUCCAUCAAAUCAAGAAAUAGCUACAUCCUAUGGUGUUUCCCCCAGAAAUUGGGGUUUAUUUCAUGACGAAAUUAAGAUAAAACGAUAGGGUUUUGUUCAUCAUGUUCUAAAUCAACAAGAAACAACUAAUCAGGUUUAGAAAAUCCAACCAACUAAUCGCUCUCGUUGAAUUCGGCUCAAGCCGCCUGAAAAAUUGAUCGCUGCUCGAACAAUCGCCCCCGCUGCCUUCCUCCGCGCGACUCGUCUCCAAAUAAUUCCCCCCGAGAAUCCGUCCGCUUCUGCUUUUUUUUUUCUCCCCCAGGAAUCCGUCCCCAAACCAAACAAAAAACGUCCUCCCAAAAACCCUUUUCCGUCCAAAAUUAUAAUUCCCCCCUCAAAGAGAUUUCCGUUCCUUUCCUCCUCCUUGGGCCAAAAAUGGCCGCCACAUCACCUUGGCCCAUUCAUGAUGUCAGUUGAUCGCCCAGCAAGUCCAAUUCCGCCAGCAUUAAUUCAAAGUCCCAUCCAUUUGGGCUUUGGCCCAAUCACUUGUUGUGCACUCGCUUCUUUUUCGUGCUUUCUCCACCUGUAAUAUAUCAAACUCAUGGCACUAGACAGUAAUGGUUUUUCAACCAUUUCCGGGUUAGCGAGCCCUAAAAUAGCACCAAUUGGCUAAAACAUACCACGGAUAAUCACAUAAAGUCCAAGAAUCCGAUAUAUUAAAGCCGAAUAUCAAUCAACAUGCCGAUGCCCUCUCCAAGCUCGCAACCGCCAUGGACUUCUAAGGGGACUGACAUAUCACUGUCUCAAAGGAGAGCGACCUGCUUGAGGAAGUCAUGAGCAUCGACGAAACCGCCGACUGGAGAGCCCCUCUGAUCCAAUACCUUGAACAUGACAUCGCCCCUCAGCACCCCGUGGAAAGGAAGGCACUCAAACGAAGGGCGGCUCGGUAUUCGCUCGUGAAUGGCCAGUUGUGCAAAAGGUCAUUCUCCGGAGCCUACUUGAAAUGCCUAAACAAAGAGGAGGCACGAUGGACACUAAAGGCGAUUCACCAAGGUACUUGCGCCACCCACGCGGGUCCUAGGUCGCUCGAAAGAACGAUCCUCCUACAAGGCUACUAUUGGCCGACAAUCAAGAAAGACGCCUCAGAGGUUGUCCUCAACUGCCACCGGUGCCAAGUGCAUGCUUCCAAGCAUCAUCUUCCCAGUUCAGAGCUGCAAAGCGUGGUCGGACCGUGGCCAUUCGCCAAAUGGGGCAUUGAUCUCCUUGGUCCCUUUCCCACGGCCCCUCUAGGUAAGAAGUAUCUGAUAGUGGCAGUAGAUUACUUCACUAAGUGGAUCGAGGCAGAACCGCUGGAGACCAUCACUAGCACCAGGAUACAGAAGUUUGUGUUCAACAACAUCAUGAUUCGCUUCGGCAUCCCACAGUCAAUUGUCACCGAUCACGGCACGCAAUUUGACUGUCGACCAUUCGAAAACUUCUGCGCAAGAAACCGCAUUGUGCUCACUAUGGCAUCUGUGGCAUACCCGCAGACAAACGGCCAAGCUGAGGCGUCCAACAAGCUCAUUUUACAAGGACUAAAGAAACGUCUCGGAGACGCUAAAGGGGCAUGGACGACUGAGCUUCCUCACGUCCUCUGGGCGCACCGCACCACCUACAAGGCGGCCACUGGCGAAACUCCCUUCUCUCUCACUUAUGGUUCCGAAGCGGUCGCUCCAGAAGAACUAAACUUACCCUCCCUCCGGGUUCAAGCAUACAACCCAGAAAGUAAUCACGUGGGUUUACUGGAUCAACUGAACAUGGUGGAGUCAAGACGAGACACGGCCUUGGAACGCAUCAUCAGCGAGAAGAUUAAGGUGGCCGCCUCUUACAACAAGAAGGUUAAACCGCGUCCCCUGGAAGAGGGAGACAUGGUCCUCAAGCGUGACUUCCAACGCAAGGACGAGCAUGGCAAACUUGGAGCUGCUUGGGAAGGACCAUUCCUCAUUGGUGAAAAAACAGGUCCCAGCACCUUUCGACUCGCCACCAUGGAAGGCCAUCCUAUAUCCAAAACGUGGAAUGGCAUGCAUCUAAGGAGAUAUCACUCGGAAGCGGUCUGAGAGACUAUUCGGCAACUCAAGUGCUAUUUUGAUGGGCCUAGGUACACACCCGCCCUUGUAACAGUGUAUUGUUGGCUAGCACAUCAACCCCUUUUGCUCAUGUAAUACACUGAAGAAUUUUCG